GGGGGAGGAGGAGGAGGAGGAGGGAGGACAGGGCUCAGAUACUACUGCCUCCUCUCCUCACUGCCCACUGACAACUGGCAGCCGCCCGGUGCUCACCCCUCUCCUCCUUCUCCUCUACAUCCCGGGGUUUUCUCUCUCUUUCCUCCCCAAGCAAUGUGAAUGGGAUUGUGGUGGCAUUUUCUGGGCGAGGAUGCUGGCAGGGGCGCGGAGCUCUCCUCUCUGGGCAGCAGUAGGACGCCGGGUGCCCACUUCUUGCCCUGAGUCGCUGCCAGUCUCUGUGUCGCGAUAGCGCAGGAUAGUCGCAGGUACAUGGUUGGCACAGGGUAGGCUGGGCAGCUCCUGCCAGGCUGUGGUGGUCACUGGAGGACACAGCCAUCACUCCGAAGAGUUGGGAGAACUUUUUUUUCUUUGCCUGCGGGAUUUCAUUUCCUACCGCGCCGUGUGAACCAGGGCCAGGACUCGUGUGGAGAGAUAAGUGGUGACUGUGCCCAUCAUGUGGGCUGAGGCUUCCCCCCUGGCACUGCUCACUGCCGCCUCCUUCCUGCUGGCCGUGCUGGCAGCGGCCCGGGGCACUGGGGAGUACUGUCACGGCUGGACGGACGCGCAGGACGUGUGGAGAGACGGAUUCCAGUGUCCGGAGAGGUUCGACGGGGAGGACUCUACCAUCUGCUGCGGGACCUGUGUACUGCGCUACUGCUGCAACAGCGCCGAGGCCAGGCUGGAACAGGGCUUGUGUAAUAACGACAGACAGCAGGGGGCGCCAGAGCACGGCAGAACCGAUAAGGAUAGCCCGGACUCCGCGGCAGUUCCCAUCUACGUUCCAUUCCUGAUUGUUGGAUCAGUAUUCGUGGCGUUUAUCAUCUUGGGCUCCUUGGUCGCCAUUUGUUGUUGUCGCUGCCUGAGGCCGAAGCAGGAACCCCAGCAGAGCAGAGCUCCAGGAAACAAUCGCCUUAUGGAAACUAUCCCUAUGAUAUCAAGCGCCAGCACCUCACGUGGCUCUUCUUCUCGGCAGUCCAGCACAGCCACCAGCUCCAGCUCAAGUGCCAAUUCAGGGGCAAGGGCUCCUCCAACUCGAUCCCAAACCAACUGCUGUCUGCCCGAAGGAGCCAUGAACAACGUGUAUGUGAACAUGCCCACCAACUACUCAGUGUUAAACUGUCAACAAGCGACCCAAAUGGUCCCGCACCAAGGACAAUAUCUUCACCCUCAGUUUGUAGGAUAUGCUGUACCUCAUGACUCUGUCCCCAUGACCCCAGUGCCACCUUUUUUAGAUGGACUUCAAGGUGGCUACAGACACAUGCAAUCCCCGUACCCUCACAGUAACCCCGAACAGAUGAUGUACCCGGCAGUGACUGUUUAAGAGGAGCCAUAGGUCACAAAAAUGGACUCUGUGGGGAAUGAUGCAUUUUACAGGGCUUACAGACUACUUAGGUCGGGAGAGAGACACUCAAGAUUAUUGUAAAAUGCAUGAUGGUGACUAAAGUUUUUUUUUUUGUUUUUUUUUUAAAGUUGUGCAUAUGCUUUUUAUUUUAUUUUUCAAGGGGAAGCGUAUUACAUUAAAUUGCCUGAGCCAAUAACCUGCUUUCUGCUGAACCGCAUUGUGUAGCUUCAGCAGGGAGCAGGUUUAGUAUAUUCUGGUAUAGCAGGUACGGGGAAUAUUUUUUAUUUUAUUUGAAGUGUAUAAAAUAAGGUGAAAUUAACAUGUUAAUAUUUAUAGCAAAAAGACAAUCAUUCAGACAAUCAAGGGAAUCGGUCAGCGCUUGGUCAUGAUCCGACCUACUGACAGUGUCAUGUGGCUGCUCGUGCAAUAAAGUGAAUUAUACCUUUGUAGUAGCUGUCUGUGUUGUCAAUAUUAGAGGUGAGCGAACUUACAGUAAAUUCGAUUCGUCACAAACUUCUCGGC
Molecule: messenger RNA, 1903 nt
Organism: Hyla sarda
Lineage: Eukaryota; Metazoa; Chordata; Amphibia; Anura; Hylidae
Gene: SHISA2
Product: shisa family member 2
Exons: 2
Coding region: 494-1360 (288 amino acids)
Biological process (GO): negative regulation of Wnt signaling pathway; negative regulation of fibroblast growth factor receptor signaling pathway
Cellular component (GO): endoplasmic reticulum
Source: RefSeq, a predicted model, not a curated record